Molecule: messenger RNA, 5599 nt
Organism: Scophthalmus maximus (turbot)
Lineage: Eukaryota; Metazoa; Chordata; Actinopteri; Pleuronectiformes; Scophthalmidae
Gene: pcare1
Product: photoreceptor cilium actin regulator 1
Exons: 2
Coding region: 317-3823 (1168 amino acids)
Source: RefSeq, a predicted model, not a curated record
UACAGAAGGAUGUGGUUCAUAGCACGCUAAAAGGAAUUUCUUUUUAAACAUGACCACCAGUAUGGGGAUCUAUUUUGCCUAUCUACGACGAGUGGAAGGGAUCUGUAAAAUGGAUUUAUCAAUAUUUUUUUUGUCAGCUUCCUCCUGGAAAGGGCUCUUGUCAGACUCAACAACUUCAGGCACCUGAAAAUGACAGCUACAGCAGGUGGCUAAGGACUGUGACUAUUAUUUGCAUCAUUCACUACACUGUUUGCUCAGGAGUGAAUGUGUCUUCAAGAACACCAAAUAUUCUGCCUUUUUUUCGAAAACAUUUAAAAUGGGCUGCUCACCAUCCAAAGGUAAUAAUUUUGGGACUCUGGGUUCCCUGAGGAGGAGCAGAAUGCUGCCCCCUGCACCUCAAGAAAGCCCCAGACAGUCCCUCUUUGAAGACAGAGAUGAUCGUAUUUCAACCUUCUCUACAGAUGGGGAUACAAAGGAGUUGAAGAAAGCUGGACAAACUCAGGUAUUUCAAAAAGAUGCACUUAUAACACCACAGAAAAAGAGAUCUGUGACUGAGCUUGUGCCAGAAGCAGUAAACAUGGAUAAACUUGGGAGUCAAGGAGUGGAUAACAACACAGUGUCCCAGAGAAAAGAGAAAAAUGAUGACAGGCAGGAUGUUACAGAGAAAAAGUCUGUCAGAAAACAAAAAAAAAACACCAGAGGUGCGAAAGGUCUUAAAAAGAAAGACAAAGAAAAAAUAUCCACAGAGCAUAAAGUGGACUUCCCAGAACCUCUGGUCAAAGCUCACCAAGCUGCUUAUAACUAUUUGAAUCCUAGCAUAAACAAGUAUGAUGUCCUGCUUGGACUUUUGGAACAAGCAACCCAAACUCAGGUUUCUGUACAGCCUAUGGUUGCUUUUAUGGCCCUACGCUAUGAGGAAAUAAUCCAGGGACUGGAAGAGAUGGCAGAUGAGGGAGAAAAAGUUUUAAAAGAAAAUGGAGAACAUCUUGCUUGGACAAGUCAAAUGAAAAAUCUUUCAUCUUCUCCACCUCUGAAGUCUGGCUCUCCUAAUAUUGAGCCCCCACCGGAUUUGUUGCAGCAGCUGCUUCAGUACACGACACAGAGAAUGCGUAAUGUGAGUCAGACUGUUGGUGGAAUUGGGGAUUCUGCUUUGGAAGAGGCAGUGGACUACUUUGCCUCAGUGUCAGAGCUUUUAGAGGAGAAAAUGAAAGUCAAACGUGCAGUAGAGUCAAGGUUGAUGCAAGUCUUAUAUCGUAUUGAAAAGGCCUCUCUGCGCAAGCCUGGACCAGAGGACUCUGCUCUGUUUAGUGAGGACAGUGGUAUUGGGGCCGAGAGUGAAUCUCUUGCUGGAUCUGAAAGACGCCAAAGAAGAGAGAGUUGUGAGUCCACUGGAACAAAUAGAACUACACCUGUUAGUCCAAUGGGAUACACCUCCAUGAACACUACACAAGGAGUGUCAAGGAAAAAGCUUCUAAGUCAAAUAAGUCCAAGUGUUUCCCUCACCUCACUCAACUCACUAGGUUCUACAUGCACCAUAAUGGCUAAUGACCAAAGAGACUCGUUACUAGGAUCAGCCUCCUUGGAAGAUGGGGAGGAAGAUGACGAUGAUGAAGAGGAAAUGGAGAGAGGCAUGGGACGUAUUCAAGUAGGGUUUAGAAAGCGAUCAAAUUCUUCCCCUGUAGACCGCGAACAGCACCCACGCCGCCUACCUCCAAAGCGCAUAGAGAAUCUUCAAAAUGUGGAAAUGACCCUCAAAAUGAAAAAUGCAAUUAGUGGUAAGAUACAUUUUGUCCCAUCACAGAACACUAGUGCCAAAUCAAAGGUCGCAGGCAGUCCAAAAACCAGUAGACGCCAGUGGACAGAUGAGGAGGAACGAUCUCCAAGAAGACCCAAAACAGCUGCGCCUGUUCAAAAGGCAUUGAUAAAACAGACAGCAGGGGCUAGACAACAACGUUCACGGUCAGCAGAAUCCUUGCGUAGCAAAGGCGAAGAUCCUACUCUGCUUGAACUAGAAAGGACUCAGAAGGAUUUAAACCAGAGGUUACAGAGGCUGAAUAAAAGCAAGGCUGGAGUAAACACCACACGAACAGCUCCAACUAAGCAGAAUAAAGGAAGCUCACCUGCACAGUCUCCAGCAAUUCAUCGCAAACAGCCAUUAUUGGAAAGGCACAGCAAUCCUCAACUACUUAAAGGCAAAGCUGUCUUAACAAGGAGCAACAAUAAAAAACAGGAGGUCACCAGUGUUGUGGAAGAUGAUAAACAGAAGAACAAGAAAACAUCCAAGGGCCCUGUAAAAGCCACCCCACCCCCCAGCCCUCCCCCAUCACCACGGCCAUCUUCAGGUCUUCACAGAGGCAGGAAUUCUGUAAAAAAACUGAUUGAUACCUUUAGUCAAGGAAUAGAGGGACUUGACAGUCCUAAAGCUCUGGGGCCUCUUAAAGGAGUACGGAAGUGUGGUGUUCCUGUGAUGCCUGGUUUAGGAAAUGUGGAAGCUGUGCUUAGUACUGGCAUAACCAGCUGUAGGGCUGAAUCCAUCUCAUCAGAGAAAAAUUGUGAUUUAGAUCUGGAUAGUCUACCUCCGCCUCCACUGGAAGUAUUAAUGGACAAUUCCUUUGAAGAUGCCCAGAAUCUUUCUGUCGGUAUAGUAGGUGAUGAGGCGACAAAAGUUGGCAAAUCACCUCUCCUAAAAAGAACUGUAGUAUCACAAAAACUGAGGGCCUCAGUUCAGUCAGUGACAGUAUUGCCAAGCAAAGGAGGCUUUCCACAAGUUUCCAAGGUUGUUUCUCUUGCUAGAGCAGAUCAACAAGACACAUCUACUCCAUCAAAGUUUAGUCAACUAAAUACUGAACUGGAGGUAGACCCAGGGAAGGAAACAGAUUCUUUGUACAACCAACCAAGAAAGAUUAUACACCUAAGACACUCUUCAGACUCUCAGACAGAAGGAACAUCAACAAGUUAUGAAGAAACAAAUUCACCUUCCUGUCAACAAGAAUCAGUAGAUUUUCAAGAUGGUGUCAACCUAUCAGUGCCUGGACCCAACACUACAGUGUCUUCAUUGCCUCCAUCUUCAGUAGUCAAUAGCCAUCCACCUGCCACCCCACCUAAUUCUAGGAGUCGAAUGUUACCAACUACGCCUUCUACACCAAGCAGCUUACAUCGAAGACUUCCCAGUCCCCAAAAUGUUAAGAGGCAACCUACUCCACCAACUUCAGCAAGCCCUCCUGUCAACAAGAACUCCCCCACACCACCAGCACUUCAGAGGAGGCUCCCCAGUCCACCUGUUGCAAAACAGAACAUCUUAAAUUCGAACACAGCCUCCUCGUACCCUUUCAAAGCACCAUCUCCACCUGCCUCGCCAAAAGUACAAAGAUGGACAAGAGAAAACAGCGGUGAAGACUCACCUAGUGCUCGGAUGAUCAGUAAUGCACGUUCAGUCUUCUGCCCUGUGUCCCCAUCCCUGUUUGAAUCCCAGCCUUGUUCAAUUCCCCGACCCCCUCAAGCGUGGUCAUCUACUGGGGUGUCUUUUCUCCCACGUCCUUUUGGAAGUCGCGCAAGGUUUCCUGUAUCUGUUCGUGGACCUCGACCCUUCAUCCGACGAAGCCAUUCAGAUCGAAGGCCAAGUCUAAGUCUGCCACCAAGAUCACCAGGCAUCUCAGUUGCUGAGACUUGUGGAAGUGAGCCAUUAAUAUGUUCGCAGGGGCUAGACGAUGAACCAACCAGGGACGAUGAAUCAUGGGGUAGCCAAUCAGACCUCAGAGCUACACCACGCUCUGCAUCACACCCGGAUCUGUGUGUUGUUGGUCAGGCCUUUCACAGAGACUGAAAGGGCCAAUGGAGGGCCAGUGGGAUUAAGGAUUAGCAAGCUUUACAGAGGAUUAAGGAGGUGGUGAUGGUGUUUAUUCCACUGAGAACAGAGGAGGAGUUAAUUCUAUCAACUUGUUGCUGUCACACACCUCCACCAUGUUUAUGAUUAAAAUGUGUUUCAGCGUUUAUUUCUUGUGUGUGUGAAACUUGCAUGCAUACAUGUGGACUAAAAUGUGUAUGUGCUUAAACAUGCUUUUGAAUUUGCAUCUUUUGAAGAUUAUUUUGCAUCUCAUGUCUUUCAAAGAGAAAUACAUUUUUAUAAGACACAAUUUCAUGUUUACAAUAUCUGAAACUCAUCUUGGGGCUUCAUGUGAUUUUACAGGUUGUCCACACUAGGCAUAAAUGUAUCAACAAGUGUCCAAACAAGUGACUCAUGCUUUGAGUUCAUUUUGAUCAGCUUUUACAUCUUAAAAAUCCAGACAUGUCUUGGUGGCUCAUUGGUCAAAGGGACCAGAAUCAUUGCAGGAUUUUGUGUCGAUGUUUUUUGGAAGUAAUUGGUUCAAGCAAUUAUAUCAUCACCAAUAAUUGAAUACCACAUUAUUGUUGUUAAGCGUGUGCUAAUUAUUUCAGUGAGAUGUCAGUUCUCUCUCUUUUUAUUUACUGCAAGCCUAACCUGUCCAACAAAAUCUUCAAGUUUGUCUGUGUUAUCUGUUUCCUUUUUGCUAUUUGUUUAUUAAUAAAAAGCACACACAAUCAUUUCACACAAUCAAUUUGCGUGUUUUAUACACAGUAAUUGGGCCAAACCCUCAAUAAGGUUUGGACUACUAUUCUAUCCAGUGGUGAAAUGUAACUAAGUAUAUUUACUGAGUAUGUAUCUACAAAUUGGAGGUACUUGUACUGCACUUAAGGAUUUUCAUUUCUUCCUGCUUUAUAUCCCUACUACACAAUUAAAAGGGUGAUAUUUUACUUUUUAGCCGACUACAUAUAUUUUACAGCUAAGGUUACGUUUUACUAAACCAAAUAAUUCAUAUGAAAGCAACUAGGAACAUCAAGGAUUAAAUAACCAUACCAUAACAUACAUAGUUGACGAGUCUUUUAAUCAAUUAGCCAAUCAGCAGAAAUAAAAUAAAAUGAUUACAUUACAUAACAUUAUUUAAAUCAUUUUUUUAUUCAAAAUUGAUGGGACAUUUUCAAUCUACAGAUCUGCUGAUUCCCAGUUUUUUUUUUUAAAAUUACACUGUACCGAGUAAUGUGAGUGUGACUAAUCAGGAAAAAACAAGCACAUUGAAGGCAUCACUUUGGCUUUUGGUAGUUGUAAUGGACAUUUCUCACAAUUUUCCAAAGUUUUCCUAAACAACCAGUCAGUUGAUUGAUUGAUCACACAAUUACCAGAUUAAUCCAUUUUGAAAAUGAUCACAGAGCUGCUGGAUUCCAAACAUGUCCCGAACUGGAAAUAUGCUCAUGUGCCUGUUCAGUUCCACCAACAUUUGCUUGCAAGAAGAAGCAGAUGGCAAUUUCUAGAAUCUGCAAACAAAACUUGUUGGAUCUCAAAAGGCUCAGAAAUGACAUAGCUAAGUGUCGGGGAAAUUAUGCUUUUGUCAAGAGUCCAAAUAAAUUGGAGCCACAUCCUCAAUAAGACCUGAUAUGAAAAGAAACAGCAAUAAAAGUGAUAUUGUCCUGACAAAGCCUGCUUUUCUUAAAUUAAUUUGUCUUAUUUUACAUUUUCUUAUUCCUUAAUAAUGUACUCAUGUGGCAUUUGAUGCCAGCUUUGUGUUAAAACAUAAAAACUGUUUCU